UGGUAGCAUAAACCGUUCAUGUGUUUAAUCACUGGAGGCUUUGCUGACAUUGAUAGUGUUGCGAUAUUUUUGUGACUUUCAGAUCUGGGGCAACCCCAGGCGCUUUACCCUCCGCCCCCGCUGAUUUCCACGUACUGAAAACUGCGAGGCAGCAACGCCCCAUACGUCUAUGUGCCCGGGGAUCCCAGCGCGUCACUCAGUCUGGCUGGCCAACGAUCAGCAGAGUAUGUCUCAGACGCCGGGAGCAGCGGCAGGGGUGAGCUUUGUGCUACCGAGCAGCCCGCUGUGCUGAUGGUACCUGCCGACCCCUUAUGCUCAGCACGGACGGCCCGGAGCGACAAAAGGCGAUGGAUUCCAUGUUUACCGAGAGCAUCGAGAACGCAAGUUUGGAACUGCUUCUAGAACGGAUGGACGACAUGAUGGAUGCGCUGGAAGUGCUCUUCCCGCUGGAGGAGUGCACGGCGCUAUACCAGCAGAAUCUCCUGGGGCUGACCCAGGGCUCCGAUGAACUAGAGCGGGGUGUUCAAGAGGAGGAAGCUGGGGACAGUCUGCAAUCGAACUUGCUCGCCACUGUCAGAUAUGGAACGGUGGAGGACUUACUCAACUUCGCUAAUCAGGUGUCAAGCACUUCCCAUAGUCUUAAACGGGACAGAAACUACCAGGCAGGAGUCAUGUUGAAUAAGACGGCAAUAACUAUCAACAAUGGGCAUUAUCUGGUCAACACUGAUGUCUCCUUGUUUCCAUGGAAAUUUGCCCAUAGAAAUAUCGGGCCUGGCUACAUUCCUCGAGGUACUUUUGGAAAGUGCCACCUUGCACAAGAUGAGAAGACAAAAAAGCGCAUGGCGUGUAAAUUGAUACCGAUGGAAUACUUCAAACCUGCUGACAUUAAGAUCCAAGCACGGUUCCAGCAUGAGAACAUUGCAGAAUUGUAUGGGGCCUUACUCUGGAAUGAGACCAUACACCUCUUCAUGGAGGCAGGAGAGGGAGGCUCCGUCUUGGAAAAACUGGAAAGCUGUGGGCCAAUGAAGGAAUAUGAAAUCAUAUGGUUGACUAAACAUGUCCUCAAAGCCCUUGACUUCCUACAUUCCAAAAGAGUCAUCCAUCAUGACAUUAAACCCAGCAACAUAGUUCUCAUGUCAACCAAAGCUGUGCUGGUAGAUUUUGGACUCACUGUACAGAUGACUGAAGAAAUCUACAUUCCCAGAGAUAUUCGAGGGACAGAGUUUUAUAUGAGUCCAGAAGUUAUUACCUGCAGAGGACAUUCAACAAAAUCAGACAUCUACAGUCUCGGUUCUACGAUUAUCCACAUGCAGACUGGAAAUCCGCCCUGGGUGAAGAGAUACCCGAGAUCAGCCUACCCAUCAUAUCUGUACAUUAUCCACAAACAGGCUCCACCGUUAGAAGAUAUUGCGGAGGAUUGCAGCUCGGCCAUGAGGCGACUCAUUGAGGCUGCGUUGGAGAGAAACCCAAAGGAACGCUGGUCUGCAGCAGAGCUGAUGAAGCACGAAGUACUGAACCAACCAGCUGAAGAUCAGCCACGCUGCCAGAGCCUCGACUCAGCGCUCUUUGAGCUAAAUCGUACCUUCAGGAGAAAAGAGCUGGAGCUGCCUGAGCAAAUUUGUGAUAAUUCCAUGUGCAGCACAGAAGAAUCAACUGUGGGAAAACGGAACCGCUCUCUUUAUAUAGACUUUGGUGCCUUGGCUGGCUAUUUCAACAUAAUCAGAGGUCCUCCAGGAUCAGAAUAUGGCUGACUUUUCUUCAAAAGCUCCAAGUUGCCCACCCCCCCCGGCCUCGUCAGGCUUGAAAAAUAUUGUAAAACGCUAGAGGAGUCAGCAACUAGCUGUAGUUGUGUGGAUAGCGAGGAGUAAGCAGGAGGGUGGACAAGGGUGGUUGUGACAGCGUGCGGGCUCACAGAUUCUUUUUCAUCAUUCUGACAGCAGCAUUAAGGGAAGAAAUAUUGUAGAAACAUAUUUUAUCACAAAUGUAUUUUGCUUAGCAAAACAUCUGUGGUACUGUGUUCGUGGUGUGAAUGGAGGGCAGUGCGAGGAAGACAAAUUUUGCUCAGUUUUCUGCGGCAACUUUAUUAUCCUCUGUUGCAGCUGGUGGUUUGAAUGACGCAUCGUUGCUCCUGCUUACUCUCUUUGUUUUCAGUGAUGAUCGCUGUUUAAUGUAUUUCUCUAAUGAAAAAUUACUCAAGAUGAUGAAAGACUUGUCAAAAUACACGUGUUCCUAUGGAAACAAAAGCAUGUACAUAAUGAAUGCCAUGCAGCCAAAUGAAUUGCACACAAGGUGUGCUGUGGGUUCCCAGUAACCCAGUAGCUCUGUAAAUGUUUUGAGCUGAUAGUUCUAGUAUACCCUAUGGGAGGGAUUAACCUUUGCUUUUUUGUGCAUCUAAUUAAGGAAUAGUGCAAGUACUUCAUGUGUUAACAUUAUGCUCUGUAUUUUAGUCACAUUACUUUAUUAGCUGCUAAAAUGAAAAUCAGUGAAACGGCAAGAUAGUUCUCCAUAUUCUACAUGUAACAUUUCAAUAUGUUGUCAUUUCGAGUAUGCUGUUAUUGGUUGUUAACUUUAAUGAUGUGUGUUGUAUAAUACGUUAAUUUAGAGCAAAACGAAAGCUCUGAGAAUGUGUACAGCUGAACUAAGCCAACAUUAUGUACUGUACUGAUGCCUGCAAUAUUCGAAUCAAUAUGUCUCUCCGAUAAGUACUCUCUUUUACAAUAUUUGCUCUGCUAUCUAGUGAACUUGGAUUAACCCAGAGAUUAUUUGAGAUCCAAUUCCAUUAAAAAGGAGAUAAUGAGCUGGGGUUAGUGAACUGACUUGGAAAUUAUUGAGCUGUUGCAAAGACAAGUCUGAAAAGAAUGCCUAGAAGUCAAGUUUCACUCUAUUAUUGUGCACUGAAUGAACAGAUCUGUCCCCACUUUGAAUGUCCAAAGAGUAGCAAAAUUGGAUAAAAAUCCUUUAUUGCAGGUCUCCAGCACUUGCACACAGAUUCAUGCACUAUAAUGGCAUCAUGAAUAAAAUUGUUUCUGUACAUAAAAAUGUGUAACAAUAGCUCAAAUUUCCAGGCCUUUUAUCAAGACCCAGUUGAUAAUAUACUGUGUACUGUGUCCAUACAUGAUUCUAGACACAUUGAAGCAGUGACUAUGUCAAGCAAGUCACUCUACUAAAAUUGUUCAAAAAUGUACCCUCUGCACAUUCUCUGGCAGUUAAUGUAGAAAUUUCAUCAUGCUUAGGAAAAAUUCAGCAGCUGAAAGUGUACAUCUUUUAUAAAUUUCCUUCAAGUCCUUUUGCAUGACAAUUGUUGGCCUAGUUCUGAUUGUGUCUUCCUGAAAAUGUAGAUUUGAAUCUUGUAUUCACCCAUAAUGCAUAGGUUGCUCCAGUUUGAGUCUAAGUUUUUGUUUUACAUCUUGUAUCACUGUUUUACAGUCUAAUAAAAAGUGUUAAGAUUCCAGACCAGAAUUUCAUUUGAUAUUGGACGUCUGUUUUUAAAGUUGGCAAUAUUUGUAAAACCAUGAUCUUCAUUAAUAUUUG
Mobula hypostoma (lesser devil ray) is the source of this 3531-nucleotide messenger RNA. It is a transcript of the gene map3k8, whose product is annotated as mitogen-activated protein kinase kinase kinase 8. Gene Ontology annotation, molecular function: protein kinase activity; ATP binding. NCBI's taxonomy places the organism in Eukaryota, Metazoa, Chordata, Chondrichthyes, Myliobatiformes, Myliobatidae. Gene Ontology annotation, biological process: protein phosphorylation. Bases 312 to 1751 code for a protein of 479 amino acids. The transcript is spliced from 7 exons. The record is from RefSeq and is a predicted model, not a curated record.